AUGGCUAUCGAGACCGUUCCCAGUCAGAGCGGACACCCGACCCAGGCGGCUGAAUCUACUCAUCCUCCCAAGCAUGCACAGGUGCAAGUAUCCCAUGUUUCCGAUGAGGUGGCCGAGGACACCCAUGAUCGCAAGACCUCGAAGCUCUCCGUCUUGUUGAUGAUCGUCUUCUCCGGACUGGCCAUUGGCUCCGACGGGUUCAAUGCAUCCAUCAUCGGCAAUCUCGAGCUGAUCAUGGAGGUCAUCUACCCAAAUUCCCUCACCACCUCCGUGGCAUCCCGUUUGUCCAAUGCCUUUAUGGUGGGCAUGAUUAUCGGGAUGUUGUCGUUUGGGUAUGUGUCGGAUAAGGUGGGCCGCAAGGCCGGCGCGGUCUUAACCACGGUCAUCCUGGUGCUGGGGAUCGUUCUGAGUGCUGCGGCGAGCGGAACAAAUCACGAAGGAAUGUUCUGGAUGUUGAUUGUCGCGCGAGGCAUCGCUGGCGUAGGUGCAGGCGGGGAGUAUCCAGUCGCUGGAGCCGGCGCUGCAGAAGCAACCGAUGAAGAAAAGGCCGUCCGCAAUAAGCGAGGGUUUAUCUUCGCGAUGAUCUCCGACCUGUCGGCAUCUCUUGGGUUCGCGUUCGGCGCUCUUGUCCCUCUCCUGCUGCUGCUCUGCUUCCACCAGCAGAUUCGUCACUAUGAAGCUGUCUGGCGGAUUUCGUUAGCCCUUGGGGUCAUCCCACCGCUGUCUAUCUUCUGGUUCCGCUAUCGGAUGGCAGUCAGCUCCGCCUAUCGCAAGAGUGCGAUGCAGAAGCAGCCCGUCCCCUACUGGUUGGCAUUGAAGCGGUACUGGCGGCCUUUGCUAGGCACCUGUGGCUCCUGGUUCAUUUACAAUUAUAUCUCGUACCCCUUUGGUCUCUUUUCCUCGACAAUCGUCGAUCGCGUGAACCCGACCUCGUCUCUUGCGCUAACAAUGGCCUGGGGCACUCUUAUCAACUGUUUCUACAUCCCCGGAGCAUUCAUUGGCGGAUUCCUGUCCGAUCGGAUCGGGCGGCGGCGAACCAUGGCGUUGGGGUACUUCCUCCAGGCAGCCUUGGGCUUUAUCCUGGGUGGCGCCCUGGGUCCCAUCGAAAAGUCACUGCCGUUGUUCAUCGUGCUGUACGGGGUGUUCCUUACGCUGGGAGAGGUGGGACCUGGAUCGACCAUCGUGGUAACGGCCAGUGAAAGCUUUCCGACCGCCAUCCGCGGCCACGCCGUGGGAUUUGCGGCGGCAUGGAGCAAGGCGGGGGCUGCCAUUGGGACCGCGGUCUUCAAGCCCAUCCUAGCGAGCUGGGGCGAUGAUGAAUCUCGAGGCACGCAGGCCGUGUUUCUCAUUGGAUCGGGAUUCGCCGUGCUGGGAGGGUUGCUGGCAUGGUUCGUGUUCCAGGAUACAGACAAUGCAUUGGAUAACGAGGAUCAGGCCUGGAAAGCUUAUCUGGCCACCAAUGGCUACAGCGAUGUGCAAUGGGGCACCGCUGAUAGCCAGGGGCAUGAGCUGGAAUCCAAGGCCGUGCAGGCGUAG
Messenger RNA from Aspergillus sclerotioniger CBS 115572, 1536 nucleotides. RefSeq names its product MFS general substrate transporter. Lineage: Eukaryota; Fungi; Ascomycota; Eurotiomycetes; Eurotiales; Aspergillaceae. Gene Ontology annotation, molecular function: carboxylic acid transmembrane transporter activity. The transcript has 3 exons. The record is from RefSeq and is a predicted model, not a curated record. The coding region runs from base 1 to 1536 and encodes 511 amino acids. Gene Ontology annotation, cellular component: plasma membrane. Gene Ontology annotation, biological process: transmembrane transport; carboxylic acid transport.